AUGGGCAACAGCCAGGGCAAGCCCAUCGACUUGGAUGGCGAAGUCAACCUCAACCACUUCCGUCUGCUGCGAGUAGUCGGCCGAGGCGCCUUCGGUAAGGUGCGAAUCGUCGAGCGAAAAGACACGAACCUAUCCUUCGCCUUGAAGUACAUCCGGAAAGAUGAAGUCGUACGAUCCGAGAGUGUGCGGAAUAUCAUUCGAGAGCGCCGGAUGCUCGAGCACGUGAACCACCCCUUCAUUUGCAACUUGAGAUACAGUUUCCAAGACAUCGAAUACAUGUACUUGGUCGUCGAUUUGAUGAGUGGCGGUGACCUUCGAUUCCACAUUUCGAGGAAAACCUUCACCGAAGACGCAGUACGAUUCUGGAUUGCCGAGCUGGGCUGUGCACUUCGGUACAUUCACAGCCAAAACAUUAUCCACCGCGAUGUCAAACCCGACAACGUCCUGCUUGAUGCCGAUGGCCACGUGCAUUUGACCGAUUUCAACGUCGCCUCCGACAUAGUCCCGGGCAAGGUUUUGUCUAGCAAAUCCGGCACACUCGCAUACCUCGCUCCUGAAGUUUACGCUGGCAAGGGCUACGAUGUCCGUGCAGAUUGGUGGUCUCUGGGUGUCCUCUUUUACGAGUGCAUCUACAAUAAGCGACCGUUCGACGGCAACUCAGAAAGCACCCUGAGCCAACAGAUCCAGCUCGCCAACCCCAAGUAUCCCGUCACCCAGCCGGCCGUGUCCCUCCCCUGUUUAUACGCAAUUCGAGACGCACUGAACCCGAACCGCGAUACACGAAUGGGUGCGACAUGGGAGAGCUUCACUAAGCACGAGUUCUUCAUGAUGAUCGACUUCGAGGCGUUGGAGCGGAAGGAAAUCGAACCGGUCUUCGUCCCUGCGGCUGACAAGACCAACUUUGACGCCACGUACGACUUGGAGGAGCUUCUGUUGGAGGAGGCUCCCCUCGAGGCGAGAGCCAGACGUCAAAAGCCCCGCGAACGGUUAAAGGAGGACGCUUCGGAGAAGGAGAUCAGGGAAGACGAGCUCUACCGCAUGAUCGAGAACGAGUUCCGGCCGUUCGAUUACACUCUGGCCGCGUACAAGAAAAUCACCGGCCAAGGCGAGGAAGGCUUCCUCAAUGGCGACCAAGUACUACACAACGGCCCCCAGGCCUUGACCACAGACGAAGCGACGCCCGCCGCCAUGGCUACCAACGGUGGUGCUCCCAGGAAUGCCGCACCCCCCGGUCCGUUACGGAAGAGUUCGAGCCUGGAGAGACGACCGGGCAGCAGUCACAGCUCUAUGCCCCGACGGCCAACAGUGAAGCCGCCUCCGAUACCCCAUUACCCCGGCGAGUACCACAACCAGAGAGCGCCGCCGCCGAAUGCAGCCGGCAAGCGAGUCACCAGUCCCACCGGCGGCAUGCAAGUCACCCUGGACGGAGGAGGCAGCUGGUCAGAACUGGCCCGACAAGAUGCCACGCUUCCCACAGAUGCCAACGCCAUCAAUGACGGCAAGUCGGAGAGCUCGAGCGGCGUUUUCAGUUUCUUCAGGGGCAAGAAGGGAAGAGGACACAGCCCCAAACCAAAGGAAAGGGGAGUGCUGGGCAAAGAGGGAGCCAGACAGGUCAUUGGCUAG
Colletotrichum karsti is the source of this 1623-nucleotide messenger RNA. RefSeq lists its product as uncharacterized. Gene Ontology annotation, biological process: peptidyl-serine phosphorylation; intracellular signal transduction. The record is from RefSeq and is a predicted model, not a curated record. Gene Ontology annotation, molecular function: ATP binding; protein serine/threonine kinase activity. The transcript is spliced from 7 exons. The coding region runs from base 1 to 1623 and encodes 540 amino acids. NCBI's taxonomy places the organism in Eukaryota, Fungi, Ascomycota, Sordariomycetes, Glomerellales, Glomerellaceae.